This is a messenger RNA of Onthophagus taurus, 1255 nucleotides long. The record is from RefSeq and is a predicted model, not a curated record. NCBI's taxonomy places the organism in Eukaryota, Metazoa, Arthropoda, Insecta, Coleoptera, Scarabaeidae.
AUAUCGUUAAUUUCUUUUUUAGGUCUAUGUAGGUCUUUCAGAACUUUUUAGCCGACUCCAAGACGCCGAUAACAGCGCAAGGUACGCAUCGAAAGCUUACGAUUUAUCGAGAUCGUUGCAAUUGGGCGAUUUAAACUCGAGACAUCAUCGCGCCGCUCUCCUCCAGAUGGCCUCCUCGUUGCGGAAACAAGGCGAAUUGGGGGAUGCCCACGAUUAUUGCUCAGAGGCGACUAGAUUGGCUUUAAUGUCCGGGGAUCAAGCGACGUAUGCGCGAAGUAUUCGAAUUAUGGGGGAUAUUUAUCGGAAGAAGAACGAUAUUAAUAAAGCGUUUCGCCAAUAUGAGACUGCGAUGGGGUCCGCGGCCGCGAUGGGGGAUCGAGUGAUCCAAAUGGAGUCCAUGGAUGGGGCGGCGCGUUGCUUGGAGGCUUUGAGGCUCCAAAAAAAGAUUUGCAAUUGCCGCCCUUUGGAGUUUAACACGAGAUUGUUGGAGGUGGCGAGCUCUGUGGGGGCUAAGCUUUUGGUGCGAACGAUUCGGAUGCGACUUUCGAAGAUUUACCACGCUUUAGGCGACGACGAUCAACGCCUCCACCAAGAUCGCGUCGUAACAAGACUCCAAGAAGACCUCGACAUGUCUUGCGCAGGUUGCAGAUCGCCUUACGGCUACGAAAGAGACAGUUUAGAAGCUUUACCAUGCGCGCACAUCCUCCACGCGAGGUGCGCAUACGAAAUAAUGAGGGGCAAAAACAAGAAGAAGAAGCGAGCAUGCCCCGAAUGCGAUCGCGUGAUGACUUCGAAGUUAUAUCUGAAUUGUAACGAUUUUAAUGGGGGUUUUAGCCCGGUUCCUUUGUCGGUUUGCUCGUCGGAUAGCCAUUGCACUUCGUAUCAAGCCACAAGUUCGGUUUAAAAAGCUAAAAGUCAAGAAAGUCGAAUAAAAAUGAUGAUAACAAUCUUCUUUUGCAAUCGAACAAUCACGUCAAAGAUUAAAAGAAUUUAAAUAAAGAGAAAGAGAGAAAAAAAUAACGAAAUUAUAAAAUGUUCCUCGUUUAAAUCACCGUUAUUGUAAAUAUAAAUGAAUUAUCGACCGUUAUUGUCUUUAAAUCAACAAGAAAAUUUAAAGAAGAAAAUUCUAGUUAAGAAAUGCACCUUAUUGAUAUUCUAUUGUAAAUAAGUCGAAACGAAACGAAAUUAAAGUAAAAUAAAGUAACAUGGAGAUAUAAACUAAAAGAUUAAAACUUAAUUAUUUAAAAAAAAUGAA